AACUAUCUAUAUAUACGUAUAAAUAUAUUAAAAAAAUGUAAAAAGAGUAUUUUCAAUUAUAGCUUGACCUUCAGCUAGUCAAUACUUUGCGGUCUUUCAAAAUGUUAAACGGUGAACACAGAUUCGAAUAUGGUUUUAUUGAAUCUAUUUAUACUUCCCUCUAUUAUUACCAAGGUUAUAUGACUGCAGAAGUUUUUGAUGAAUUCACUUAAUAAAAUGGAGGUCUUUCUCUUAAGCAAGUAGUUCUUUAUUUGCAUUUUAUUUUCGGUUCUAUUGCUAACCUGAAAGCCUUUUUGACAAAACUAGACCCUUAAUGCCCUGAAGUAGCCGAUAUCUAAAAAUCAAAUGUAAACAAGACUAACAUAUUAAAUGUACAUGCUAUAAAUGAUUUAAAGAAUACACUAAAUCACGAAAUUAUGAAUAAAAUUAAGGAUUCAGUAAAACCCAAGCUUAUUGAAACUUUUUAAAUAAAAAUUAUUAAUGAAGACAAAGAUUAUGAUUAAGAUACAAAUACUUUGUAUAUUCCUUAUAAUUAUUUAAAAACAGGAAUAUAAUCUAAAGGAAAGUUAGAUAUAUAUCUAACCUCUUAUAUAGCUAAUAAACUAAAUUAAGCGUUUUCUUUAGAAUUAUUUCAUGGUCAUUUCGCUUUUGCAAUAAAAUAGAACAAAUGCUUAGUUUAUUCUGAGAAUUAUAGCAAAAUGCUCAAGAAUAUAAUCAAAGGUGUCGAAAAUUUAAAGUUUGAUAAAAACAUAUAUCAUUAAUAUAGAUAAAAAGUUGUUGAAUACGGAAAAAAUUAUUCUAAUUAAACUAAUUCUGAAUAAACUUUAAAAAAUAUUAGCAGAACUUUAUCUGAAUUAGAAAGAACUUUAUCUGAUUUAAUUAUUUCUAGAGAUCCUAAAAUUAAUUAUUAUUUCGAAAAAUUUCUUAUUGGUAUGUUAGGACAUCCUAUACCUUAAUUAAGAGAUCAUGCUGUACUUUUUUUAAAUGUACUAUACGACGGUGUAGAUUGGUCAAAAAGAGCUCCUUUUUCAACCAAAAUUAAAAAAGUUAAAUAAAAAUUUUAAAUUGAUUAUCUAAUUGAAUCAGAUUCUAAUGAUUAAAAUAUUGUUUUUUUGGUAAAAUCUUAUAUUUUCUUACCUGAAACAAGGUAAAAUAUUACUCAUGUUUUCAAACCUAAAAUUAAGGAAGUCAAAACUGUAGGCGUUAGAAAAUUUAUUAGUGUUUCUUUGGAUUUAGGAAGAUUUACAAGAUGUGGUUUUUAUGAUUGGAAAUUAGUUAGAUUAUUGGAAACAGGAGAAAUAAAAUCUAUUUACAAAGUAAAUAAAAAUAAAAAAAAUAACAAAAUUAAAAUAAAAGCUUAUUGAUUUAAAUCCUAAAAACGAAUCUGAUAGUCAUAAUAAAUAAUUCACAACAAGACCUGUAUAAGGAAGGUUUAUUGUCCAUCCUGAAGAUACAAAAGAUUUACAAAUGCACGAAGUUUUUGUUGAUUUUCAAGACGGAGUUCCUGACGAGAAAGGAAAAAUGAUAAAAAGAGGUAACUUUAAAAAAGUAAAAGAUAAACUUUAAUAAUAUAAAAAUGCUGGAAUAAAUACUCUCUAUUUAAUGGGUGUAUUCGAACGUGAUAAUGGAAUCAUAUUUGAUGAAUAUUCUAAAUAAUUUACUGUAAAAAGACCUGAAGUAUCAGCUUUAUCAAUAACUUGCCGUUCUACGUAAAAAAAAAAAAAAUUAAAAAAAAAAAAAAAACAGUCCAAAUACAAUGCUUGGAGGAAAAACUGGAUUUAAAGAAUUAACUAAUAAAGCAAAUUAAUUAGGAUUAAAAAUUUUAGUGGAUUGCCUUACAAGAGUAAAUUCUUCGAGAUGUCAUAAAAAAUACAAAGAGUUAAUGAUUUAUUAAUUAGAUUCUUAAGGUAAAAAAACAACAGUUUUCGGAUCUGAUGGAAGAGCUAUAUUUUUUGAAGACACAUGUUUACUAAAUUACCGUAAAAAGAAAGUAUGGGAUCUUUUACUCCAGGAGUUAGUUAAUUUUACUGAAGAAUAUAAUAUUAAUGGUAUUCAUCUAGAUAAUGGAUAAGCUUGGCCUUAAGUUUUGAGUUUAGACACAGAAGAAAUGUUCAGGAAAGAAACUGAUGGACAUUCUGCUUAUACUGAUAAGGAAAUAUUCGAAGGAAUUAUUGUUGAGUAGAAUGAAGAGUCGGGAUUUUGGGGAAGCAAUUGUAGAGAUACACUUCCUAAUCCAUUUAUUAUGAAAUUAUGUAGAAAUCUUUGGUCUAGAUAUCCAAAUUUUUUAAUAAUGUCAGAAGUUUGGGGAUCUAUUGGAGAAGAAGAUUAAAGGGAAAUUUCUAUGAUUGUCUCUGGACCUAUUCCUAGAUAAUUUAAAUUACCUAUCGCCUUAUCCUAAAUUUUUGGAGAAAAUUUAAAGAAAGAUGGAACAAUUAGUUAAAUGUAAAGAAAAAGUGUUGAUUCAUUUAAAAAAUGGUAUCAAACUUAAAAAAGUAUACUUCCAGAAGGAUCUUUUGUGGUCUAAUCUACUACUUAUCAUACAUGGCCUUAUCCUGCAUUAUUAUAUAAAAAAGCUACUUGGGCAGUUGUUGAUUUAUUUUUUACUUUAACUGAUAUUCCAAUGACUUUUAUUGGGGAAUUAGAUGGGCAAGCUUUUAAAAUAAAAACCACAAAUAUAUUCACUUUAGUAAAAGAACCGGAGAUUCCCAAAAAAAACAAUUUGCCUUCAAUAGUUGAGUAAGAAGAAGAUUAAGGAAUAGCCCAAAACCAAUUGAAGUUAAGAAAAAUAAAAUUAUGAAAAUCGAAUCGUAACUCUUCAACACUGAAGAUAAUCAAGGUUUUGGCUGGUCAGUAUACGAAAGACGAGGAGCUACAAAAAAACAAAGCAUGGUAAGAAUUUCAAGUGGAUAAUCAGUAGAUGAUAUGACUGCUUUAGUAUAAUAAACAUAAUCUUUUGUCCAAAGUUAAGGUGAUUGGUUUGGUAAUGAAUUAAAAAAUAUAGGAAAACAUUACGAAAGUAGAAGAAACUUAAGAUUAUCGAAAAAAUCGUUAAAAUCUGGAAUUUUUAUUCCUCUAUUGGCUGAACAUAAAUUCGGGUGGCAUACUCAUGUUUUGGCUUUUUGUAGAUACACUAAGAAGUAAUUCUGUGUUGUGGUUAUUAAUUUUAAUAAUGGACCAGUUGAUGCUUUUAUUAAUAUGAAACCUUUAGCUAAAUAUUACCCUAAUUAUGAAAAUGCGGAAUUAGUUGUUAAAAUGGAAUAUUGGGCAAAACCAGAUUAAGAUAAAGAAGUUAAAUAUGAUUAUUUCUUUAUCAAUGAAAUUAUUGAUGAUAGACUUUUUGUGCAUUUAGAUAAUUUUUAGAGUAUGAUUUGGGGUUUUAAUGUAAUUAAAGAUGAUAAGAAUAAAGUUUAAUUAGCUUCAGAACAUUCAUUAGCUAGAUUAUAAUAUUAACUUUCACUUUCUGAAUAAAUGACAAUCUAUUCAAAUGAUACUGCUUCUUAAUUAGUAAAACUAAUAACUUAAUCGAAUAAUUUAUAAUAAUUUAUAAAUGGAUUUGCUUAUUUAUAUGAUAAAAUUUCCCAAAUAAACCUCAAUAUAGCAAUAUCCAAUCUUAGAGAUUUCCAAAAAGACAAAGUUUUAAAAUGCAGAUUAUUUGCCUUUUUCGAAUCUUUACUUAAAAAAAAAUAGUCUAUUGCUUCUAUAGAAGAAAAACUUCCCUUUUUCAAAAGUAUUUAAUUAAUAGUUGAAUCCAAUAAACUCGGCCCUAUAUGUUUUGCUACUCCAGAAUAUGCUAAAUGGACCAAAACCGGAGGUCUAGGAGUCAUGACAGACGAAUUGACUAGAGGUUUAGCACAAUUAGGCGAAGAAGUAUAUGUAAUAACUCCAAUAUAUGACAAUAAACUAAAAGAAAAGCCCGACCUAUUAACAAAAGACGGAUUUAAAUUCCAAGAAACUAUGAAAUACUAUGUAGGAGGAGUCGAAUAUGAAGUUGGAGUUCAUACCGGCAUAUACGCAGGAGUUAAAGUGUUCUUCUUACAUAACCCGAUUUUGUUCCCGUCCGCAUUUGCAGGUGAUGAUCCUGAAUAUACUUUAAAAAGUAUGACCUUAUAUGCGAAAAUAACACUCCAAUUAUUAUGCAAAAUUAAAGUCAUUCCAGCACUAAUAGUAACAAAUGAUUGGUAUACAGGCUUAAUAGGAGGAUAUGUAAAAAAUUAAUCUUUCGGAGAAAGUUUCAAAGGGACUAAGCUUUUCCAUAUAGCACACAAUUUAGAUACGAAUUAUGAAGGAAGAUAAUAUCCGAGACUUGAUUAAGGAGAUUUAAAUUGGAUUUAUUAAUUACCUACAUAAUGGUUAAUAGACCCUUUCUGGAAACAUCUAGUUAUAAAUCCUUCCAGAUGUGCAUUUAUGACUUGUGAUAAUUGGGGAACAGUCUCUCAUUCAUAUAAAUUUUAACUUUUAAAAGAAAGUUCUUUAAGUUCGAUUUUAUCGAGAUUUUAAUUCGCUUUUUCCUAUCCAAAUGGACUCAACAUUAAAGAAAGACAAAAAAUGAUUGAAGAAUUACCAACUGGGUCCGAUCAUGUGAAAGCUAAAGAAAAAAUAUAAUAAAAAUAUUUCGGAUUUUCAACACUUGAUAAUUCCUUUUGUUUAUUUGGGUUCGUGGGUAGAAUUACUGAGUAAAAAGGAGUUCAUUUAAUUGUUGAUGCUGCUGAAUAAUUAAUUAGAUAAUCACAUGGAAAAAUAUAAAUUAUUGUAGGGGGUAAUUGCAAUUAUAAAGAGGAAUAUGCUUAAAAAUGUGCAGAAAGAAUUUAAUAUUUAAAAAAUGUUUAUCCUUUUAAUUUCUGGGGAGAUCCGGAUAUGUUCUUUAAAGAUGGACCACUUAUUAAUGUUGGAUGUGAUUUUGGACUUAUGCCAAGUAAAUUUGAACCUGGUGGCAUUGUUUAACAUGAAUUCUUUGUUGCUGGUACUCCUGUUGUAUCUAUGAAAACAGGAGGACUUUAAGAUACUGUUAUUAAUUUUGAUGAAACAACUAAAAAAGGAAGUGGUUACGCAUUCGAACAUCAUGAUAGAGAAGGUUUUAUUUACGGAGUAACUAGAGCUUUGAGAAUAUAUUAAAAUGCAGAAAUGUAUUAACAAUUAAGAAAAAGUACUUUUUAAGCUUGUAUUGAUGUAAACGAUGUUUCUAAAGCUUAUGAAGGAGAAUUUUAUAGAAUGUUCAAUAAAAACUAUAUUGAUAAAGAUACUCUUUAAAUUGAAAUGACGAAAAUUAAUUAAGAUUUUAAUAUAGAACUUUUUAAGCCUUAAUAAGUGGUAUUAAAAUUUCCUACUUAGUUUUAAGGUAGAGAAUAGAAAUUAUCUGGUUUAUAUGAAAAAGCAAUUAAAUAUGUAGCAGAGAAAAAUUACAAAAGUGUAUAAUUUAAGCUUACUUUAGAUCCUUCUAAAUUACCUAAAUAAGUCGAAAUAAUUGGUUCUUUUGAUAAUUGGAAAACUAAAAGGAACUUAAAAUAUGAUCAAUUUUCUUAAGAAUGGAAAAUUACUUUAAGUUUACCAACAGGAGAUUACUUAUAUAAAUAUAUUGUUGAUGAUGAAUGGAUUUGCAAUGAUGAUGAACUUAAAGAUACUGACAUGUAUGGACGUUUAAAUAAUUUUAUAAGCAUAGAAUGAGAAUAAUAAAAAAAGCUUAAAUUUAUUUAUAAAUUCCAAAUUAUUUAAAAUUUAAUGAAUAAUAAUUAUUUUAUUAUUUAUAAAAAAAUAAAUUUUGUUUCAUUUAUUUU
Ichthyophthirius multifiliis is the source of this 5771-nucleotide messenger RNA. RefSeq lists its product as hypothetical. Gene Ontology annotation, molecular function: glycosyltransferase activity. Lineage: Eukaryota; Ciliophora; Oligohymenophorea; Hymenostomatida. The record is from RefSeq and is a predicted model, not a curated record. The transcript has 13 exons.